AUGCUGGGGGAAGUUAACGGCUAUUCUUGUCCUUUACCGCCCCAUAAUAUAGCAUCUGAUAUUUUCCCAUGUUCCAUCACGCCUCUACAGUUUGACCGCAUAACUCCACACGAAAUCUUCCCACAGCUUCCUGUUAGUCAAUUUGUUUAUCCACUAAUUCUACCACCCUCGGAUGACACGGUUGAGUACAAAUGCGUCAAUGACAUUCAGAACCGUCGUCGGAAAAUGAAAAAGCACAAGCGCAGAAAGUGGAGGAAAAAGUUUGCCUCCCUCAUUCGCAAAGCCCAGCUGCAACGCGCAAAGAAAAAUGAGCGCAAACUGCAGGAACUGCUCGAACUUUGGCGAAGUCGCUCCGAGGCCUGGGACCCAGCUGCCAAAGUUGAGCAACGUCUAAUGUUUGCGCGGCGGUCAGGCUACUAUGAUACAAAUCCCAGAUCGGAGGCCUCUAACCCCGUGUCGGAUACUGUGGAGGGGCAAAAAGCUCUCCUUGAAGCCACCAGCAUAAUUCGAGAUCUCACACUGGCACUUAAUCGGGUGUACGAAAAUAUUCGCGACAUUCAAGGGACGCGGCGCUUGAAUGCUGACCUCUCUAAAAACUUCAAGGAACGCGUUGAGACCUUCCAGCACUGCCGAAACACAGUCAGGAGGACUUUCAAUACGGUCUCCGAGGCCUGCUCCAGUUUCGGUAUUGACGAUCCCGAAGACAUUAUACCUUACGCGGAUACGCCCGACGUUCCUGCCGCCCCAAGUACAGACAAUGAGAAGGUACUACAGCUGAAGGUCGAACGUGAAAAUUUACUGAAGGAAAUCGCCAAAGUUGACAGAGAACUCCUAGGCUACAGAGAAAUCCUCACAUCCGCGUUGUGGGAGUUAAACGACCUGAUGUACCCCGUUAGUAACUAG
Hydatigera taeniaeformis is the source of this 903-nucleotide messenger RNA. The record is from the annotation of a GenBank genome assembly. Lineage: Eukaryota; Metazoa; Platyhelminthes; Cestoda; Cyclophyllidea; Taeniidae.